UGUGAUCUGUGACAAUUUCGAACUCCGGCAUUCCUCGCAGAAAGUACUUGCAUUUUUGUACCGCAAACCAAAUUGCACUUAACUCCAGCUCAAUGGUAGCGUAGUUCUUCUGUGCCGAAGAUAAGGCGUACGAGCCACACUGAACAAUGCGGAUCUUUCCGCGUCCAUCCACCAACCUUUCGCGCUGGAUCAGGGCGAAGCCCAACCCGUGUAGACGCGAGGCAUCCGUCAACAAUUGCGUAUGCCAUGCCGGGUCAAAUGGUUGGACGACUGCUGGGGAGGUCAAGAUGUCCUUGGCCUUCUCAAACUCAACCUCAUGUUCAGGCAGCCACAGCCAGGCCGCUGAUUUCUUCAACAACUCCCCCAUCUUGACAGUGGAGUGCUGGAGGUCGGGCACAAACGCGCCUAGCUGGUUCGCCAGUCCAAGGAAAGAUCGCAGAUCCUUGAGUGCCAAGUCCGUACGCAAGCUGAAGACGUCCCCACUUCCCUUCCAGCCCAUGGGGGCGACCAGUGGGCGGUACUUACCAUUGGGCAACAAGAAUGCGCACAAGUACGGGGACUUCUCGUCCAGCAGAAUCUGGAAGUAUCCUUGUAAGGCGUCCAACUUUGCAAACCAUCUGCUCUCCGACUGGAUCUGGUGCAUUAUAUCAGGGACCAAGGAGAAAGGGUGGACUGGGCGCUUUGUUGCCUUGUUCAACCUCCGGCAGUCCACAACCAUCCUCACCUUGCCGCCCGGUUUUGGCACAAAGUGAGCGGGCGCGCACCACUCCUUCGGCUCCGGGCACCGAACCAUAAUCUUAGCGCGCAGCAAUUCCUCUUGCAAAACUGUGGACGGUUCUUCAUGGUGUACCGGGAUCGAUCUUGCCGUUAAGACAUGGUAAGGUACAAUACGUUUAUUAUCCUUCAGUUCAAUUUUCAUAGCACCGCCAGACAUGGAGCCCGCCGCAUCUCCAAGCGAGGAGACCAUCACAUCCGCUGCGCCCGUCAAGAAGUGGCGGAUCCACUCGACCUCGCUCUUUGCUUCACCAUUGAUCUUGCUGAUGGCUUUCUCGAUUUCUGCGAAUUGCUUCUUGGACAGGGGUGGAGGUGUCUCCACAUCCGGCGUGGCGUCCGGCGGCGGUGUGGCGUCUGCUUUGAUCGAGUUGAUUGAUCUUAUCACACUAAUGGACCGCAGGAAAGUCGGGCGAGAGGACACCCAAGGCAAUGAGGUCAUUCUUGCCGAUGAGCGGAUCCAUCAUGUCCGGGGAGACCGCCGCCGAUAUAGUCACCUCCGGGCCAUUCGGCGCGCAACAAGAGAACACAACCUUUCCCACAUUUUGUAGCAGUGUUCCAUUUGCCGCGCUCAGCACAGUCCGCAAGGGUGCCAAGACAGAUCCAUGUGGACAUGCCGCCACCGGUAUGACUGUGCAAGCUGCUCCCGAGUCAGCUAAACCUUUGAUCUUGAAUCCAUUGUUGCCAUAUCUUCCUGAGAUUGUAAUAAA
This is a messenger RNA of Tigriopus californicus, 1481 nucleotides long. RefSeq lists its product as uncharacterized. Lineage: Eukaryota; Metazoa; Arthropoda; Copepoda; Harpacticoida; Harpacticidae. The coding region runs from base 147 to 752 and encodes 201 amino acids. The transcript has 2 exons. The record is from RefSeq and is a predicted model, not a curated record.